This is a messenger RNA of Blepharisma stoltei, 2199 nucleotides long. Lineage: Eukaryota; Ciliophora; Heterotrichea; Heterotrichida; Blepharismidae. The record is from the annotation of a GenBank genome assembly.
AUGGAUCGCUACAGAAAGCUUCGAAAUUUAGGAAGAGGUCGUUACGGUGAAGUUUGGCUUGUUGAAAGAAAUUAGAUCUAAUUAUAGUUAACUACACUGACUGGCACGGGGUGCUUUUGGCUCGAAACUGAGCCAAAAGCACCCCGUGCCAGUCAGUGUAGUUCACUAUAGAUAGUAAGACAACUCUUAAAUAGCUCGUAUUUGUUUUCUGAAGCCUUACACGUGAGAUACGAGUGUAGCUCUAAGAAAAGGAUCGGCAGCUACACGACUGUUAAAAAAUCGACUCGCCUCCAGUAUCAAAGAAUACUCUUUAACCACUAUCCAAUGUCAGUGGAUAUUGUCUCUAUAGGUAAAACUCUCAGAAGAACCAAAGCUACGCUUCACUGAGCCCAGAAUAAUGGGAACUACCCUUGCCAAGCAGUUCCAUUUUAAUUGUGUAGAUUAGAUUAAAAUUCUAGCGGGUCUAUAGGGAUUAUUUCAGUCCCUCGCCAUCUCAUGUAUAGCUCCGUGUUGAGCUAAGCGCUAUCCUCGCACCUGCUCUUUUAUUCCUGAAGUUGCCUAAAAUGGUGGCAUAGGAGUUCUCUCUCGGGGAGAUCACCCUAUCCCUAUCUUUGGUCCCGGAAACGAAGACUCCCUUAAUUCCGACAAGGUUCAGAGUCUGGAUGAACCAUUUUGCCUCCUCCUGGCCAUCUGAGCCAUAAUACAGGCUUCAUAUUGCUAAUUGCUGAGUGACAUUGCACCGGUAGGUACGUCUCCGAGCCAGAAAAAAGGUAGAGAAUCAGACUCUAGACCAAAAUACCCACCCAGAAAGCUGCCAUGAUGUGGCUUCACCCCUCUGGAUGCAGAUCAACUCACAGAAUACCAAAUACCCACGUCAUAUCUCACCCUUUUCUUGUUGAAAGAGAAGAUGGUGCCUUAGUUGCAAUGAAAAAGGUGCCUUUAGAAACUGAACAGCCCAAUUGUAAAGAGGUAAAUGUACUGGAGCAGCUAGACCAUCCCUAUGUGAUUCAGUACCAUGAAAGCUUUAUUGAUGACAGCUAUCUCUGCAUUAUUAUGGACUACGCCGAAGGUGGAGAUCUUGCUGCUCGAAUUCGAUCAGUUAAAGAUCAAAAUAGCAGUUUUAACGAGACUCAAAUUUGGAAGUGGGUUGGACAACUCGCUGAAGCGCUAAACCAUAUUCACAACAAUAAGGUUAUUCACAGAGAUCUAAAAAGCCAUAAUAUUUUUUUAACAAAAGACGGAGGUGUACAAGUUGGGGACUUUGGGAUCUCAAAAAUCCUCAAUUUCAGCGAUGAACUUGCUGUGACUAGUGUAGGAACACCUUACUAUUUGGCUCCAGAAAUAUGCAAAGGAGAGCCAUAUGAUAAUAAAGCAGAUAUAUGAAGCUUGGGCUGCAUUAUAUAUGAGCUUUGUACCUUAAAACGGCCAUUUGAAGGAGAAAACCUUAUAGCAGUAGUUAAUGGAAUAUUAAAUACAGAGCCAACUCCUAUCCCAGAAAAAUACAGUGAAAAUUUAAAAAAUUUGAUUUCAUCCAUGCUAAAUAAAAGCAAAGAUCUUCGGCCUUCAGCAUCUGCAAUUUUGGCGAUGCCCAAUUUUAAUUUUACAGAGGAGCGCAAAGAGCUCAGCAUAAACAUGAGGAAAGUCAAAAAAGGCUACCAAAAAGAAAUUUCUAUUAAUAUCCCUACCCCCACUCACAUUCCUCAUAAAUCAAACCCAAUACAUCCUACAUCAGCUCCAUCUAGCCAUAAGCCAGAAACUCCUAUUGAUUCAGCAAAUGUUCAGACAGCUACCCAUUCCCAAUGUGCUAAAAAAAGUCCUCCGUCAAAAAAUGACGGCUCAGCGACGUCAAGGUCUUCACAAAGGUGCUUUACUUUUUCAGAAAGUAUAUUAAAGCAAUGCCCAAGCUCUCCUAUUAGGCCUAUGCUGAUGGGAGACUUUUUAAGAAGCAAACUAGGAGAUGACAUUUUUGUAAGAGUAAGAAGAGUCCUCAUGAAUACCAAAGAUCCAGCAAAAUUAAUAAGUGAAGAGCCUUGAAUAAUUUCUGACAUCUGUGGAGAAGAAAACUUGAGUAUUAUUGACGUGGGGAUUGCAUUUGAUGCUUUUAAUUUAGAUAACCAAGUGCCAUAUCCACCAACAAGUACAAGUAAAAGGGUGAAUGUAAGGACUUUUUCGAAUUUAAGUAGAAAAGCUAGCCAGUAG